UGAUCAGCCACAAGAAGAAUUUAUACACCGCCACAAUUUGGCAAUUGUUUGGCAGUGGCCCGUGCACCCUCUAUGCUUAUGUAACACCCAUAUGCUUUGUGAAUAGUGGCCACCAAUACUUAACCUAGAACGACGACAAAGUUCAUUAAAUUCUUGACAUUGUUGUUCCAGAUGUCCCUAGCAGAGGUUGAACGUCCAAUACCUGCUAUUCCAGAGCAACGGGGCCGUGAAUCCCCUGAAGUCAUCGACGUCGACCUCUUUGAUGCGGAGGAGGUAGCUCGGAUUGGAUCGAGACCACCUACUCAAAGAAGAAGAGUAUCGGAGAGUGGUCGUUCUGUGCCAGUCGAUCCAGAGGUCAUAAUAAUAAACGACAGUGAUGAUGACGAUAUACAGUUCGUCAGGGCCAGGCCUGCUCCCAGAUCUCGCACCAUUUUUUCACCAUCGCCUCCACCACAAAUUGCUGCAAUACCGCCGGUUCCGCCGAUACCACGUAGGUUUAUACCUAUGCGAAGAAGACCGCCUCCAUUUCCCACCGCCCCUGGGUUGGUGAUUCCCAACGCUGAGCCUUUUCCAUUUGAAACGAACAUUAGGGUUACCCCCGCGCCCAUUGAGCGUCCUCCGGCACCUGUUCCUGCCGCAGCACCAUCUCAUCAUAUCCCUGUGAUGGGAUUCGGCGGCGCACUGCUUCAACGCGCGAGAGCAGCUUUUGAGCAACCCCCCGCACGAUCACAUAACCACGAGCGCCGCCGCCGAGUCUUCGGCAUUCCAGCGGAUGUUUUCAUGCAGUGGAACCCUCUAGACUUCUUUGGUCCUGAGGAAGACGAACUCUAUGAUGAUGAUGGCUUCCGUCACUAUCGAGCUGCAGAUUUUCAUGAUGAGCCUGGUGACAGGCUGAUGCGAGGUGAUCUUCGCCUUUUCAACGCUCAUGUCCCAGGGCGACCUUCAGAGCCGGAUUAUAAACCGGAGUACACCCAUCCAGUGAAGCCUCCAUCUGGCUUUACGUACGACUUUGAGUCAUCAUCGAUGACACCUGCGUCUAUUGUUGAUAUUGAUGGUCCCGGUUCCUCCAGCUCAAGCAGUAGUCGUUCUGGCGAGACUAUGCUUACUUGUCCUCGGUGUCAUGACCCAUUGAUGCUGGGAGCUGCGGACGUUGCCGAGGACCGAGCCAAGAGAAGAUUGUGGGGUUUAAGAUGUGGUCAUCUUUUGGACGGAAAAUGCGUGGAGGAAUUGAUGAAGCCGAUUCCUCUUGUUAGUCCCGACCCGGUGGAUACUGCUGAUGUGCAAGGGAAAGGCAAAGGCAAAGCAAGGGAGGAAGAUGAAUUGGAGUUACCCGGUGCCUACCUCAACUGUUCUGUGAAAAGUAGAGGCAAAGAAACAGAUCCCAACAUCUUUAACAUCUUCGGCGAACCUGAAUUCUCUUCUAUUCGCUCACGGCUGCGUCCCCGUCCCCCCCUUCCAUCUCACCCCUCUGGACCGUUACCUGCUGGCCCUGGCCCAUCUCACGGGCGAGCUAGAGCUGCGCCUCGCCUGCCCGUGAAAGCGAAGGCCAAUGGGAAGGGUCGAGCCAAGGUUCCGAGUGUAGAAGCUGAAUAUGAAUGGACUUGUCCUGUUGGCGGAUGUGGGUGCGUUCAUGUGAGCCAGCUCAUUGACGGGCAGUGGAUCAUGGACGAGAAAAAAGGGGCUAUCACUGUUUUCGUAUGAUACGAGGCAGUUCCCAAGCUGUUAGUUUGAAUCAUGUCUCUUUCCAUCGAUGCUGACUGCAUAUCGAUAGCAUCAAGGAAUUAUAUAUAUACCAUGACACGCGCAUUUUCUCACUUAUAGGUCCAUCAUUACAAUCUGGAUCGUACCUGUCGAAUUGCACAUUUUUCUCACCUGUAC
Molecule: messenger RNA, 1878 nt
Organism: Suillus bovinus
Lineage: Eukaryota; Fungi; Basidiomycota; Agaricomycetes; Boletales; Suillaceae
Exons: 2
Coding region: 172-1701 (509 amino acids)
Source: RefSeq, a predicted model, not a curated record